AUGGUAUCAAGAUCUUAUUUUGUCAGUACGGCAGAAAAGAUUGAGUGUUUUACACAAGAUGAAAUACAGUUUGCAUUAAAAAACAUUGAAAAUAGAAGAUAUAAAGCAGUUAAAAAUGAACGUCUUGACACACUUCUUAAACAAAUACACGUCUUUGGUGGCGAUGUUAUGGGAUCUCAACAAUCACGAACACUACUUCGAGUCAAAAUUCAUUCACUUAUAUAUAAUAUUGAUCUUCCAAGUAUAUUUAUUACUAUAAAGCCGGGUGAUGUUCAUCAUCCUAUUGCUAUAUAUUUUACGGGCGUAAACCAGAAUUUGGAUAAAAUACUUGCUGAUGAAUACCCAUCGAGAUAUGAUCGUGCACAACUGGUUGCAAUACAUCCAGUGGCUAUUGCGAAAUUCUUUGAUAAAUUAAUUCAAACAAUCAUCGAUACUCUCCUUAUUGAUUACUACGGUAUAGUAGAAAAUCAAGGACGCGAAUCGUUUCAUCUUCAUAUGUUACUCUGGAUGAAUCACAAUAUGACGCCACCACAACUUAGAUCCAGGAUUAAAGAUGAAAAUUGCCGUAAUAAUAUAAUUAGUUAUCUUGAAGAUAUUAUUAAAGAAGAUUUAGAUUGUAUCAAUCCAGUAUUUGAGCAUCUAAUUUCAGUAUCAAAAUCUGGCCUUGAUGAAACCAUCUACAUAGACAACAGAAUUAUGGCAGAUGCUUUUGAUGAAGAAAUAAAAAAUAAAUAUUUAUCUACAAGUGAUUUAGAACAACAAGUUGAAAUAAUAAUAGAAAAUAGUCCAUAUGUGCUCGUACGCCAAGUAUUUGAUAAAAAUGCAACACGAUUGAAAAAAGCUAUAUGA
Rotaria sp. Silwood2 is the source of this 849-nucleotide messenger RNA. The record is from the annotation of a GenBank genome assembly. NCBI's taxonomy places the organism in Eukaryota, Metazoa, Rotifera, Eurotatoria, Philodinida, Philodinidae.